Dicrocoelium dendriticum is the source of this 9267-nucleotide messenger RNA. The record is from the annotation of a GenBank genome assembly. NCBI's taxonomy places the organism in Eukaryota, Metazoa, Platyhelminthes, Trematoda, Plagiorchiida, Dicrocoeliidae.
AUGACUACCCAAUAUCAAGAGGACGAUAGCCAAAACACAGAGGAGACAAGUAGGAACCUUAUGGAUGUUGAAGCAGCAGAUACUCCAGGGCAGCACGUGUACCAAGUUCAAUUGCCAGAUCUAUGGGAUAUGACUUUGGACGUCCAAGCCAGCAUGGUGGAAGCGAUCGUUUCCCUGACCCGAGAGACCGCACCCAGGUGGCGUCAGGUUUUGUUCGGUAUCGCAGGUGGACCCGACGAGCCAGCCACCCGAGGUGUGGUUGGAGUAACCAGUAACGCAGUCAGCUCCCCUGGUGGUCCUCCAACAUCCGGUGACUUAAUGAUGCUGCGCGUUAAUCCAACACCGACAUCUGUCGGUCUGGGACAGGUAGUUUCAUCCGCAACUGGGAUGAUUCAGUCGGGAAGUGUUGGUGGGCCCCUCACUGGAAGUACCGGUAACUUGGGCCUUCCUUUGCAUACAGAAACGCUAUCUCCUUCCCCACGUGGUGUUACUGGAGUUUCGCCCACCAAUGUGAACACCAGCACGGAAUUCGGUGAGUUAUCUCUAACAGGACGCUACACCACUGAGGACCACAAAGUCCUGGCUGUCUACGGUGCACUGCUUGUGGGGGAAAAAUGCCGACCACGCGAAGUGCUGAAUGUUGAGUUACUGACUCGAAUUACAGCCGGCAUUGUUAACUGGUUCCUGGACACCAUUUACACCACAGAAGCUGGUUCCGUCUAUGAUGGGCGUGGAACUCUGCGGCAACGAUACGAACUGGGAGACUUGUUGGAAAAAGUGAAGAGCGAAUACAUUCUAAAAUGGAUCCAAGAGGUUCAGCGACUGCAUCCUGAAGCCAUAUUUGCCGUACUUCUACCACAUCCAUUGGAGUACGCUCGUGUUGGAAGUUGUUGGGAUACUUUGUGCAAUCGAACAACCCAGGUCAAGCAAGGAUUAAGUAGGCUCGGAAGCCUAAUUCCCUACGACAUUAUCACCUUUGAGGUGUGGGAUUUCGUGAUGCCAUACUGGUUGGAAUCCAUAAGGACCGAAGUGCCACGCGCUGAAUAUUUCGAAUUGGAGGUACUUUUGAAAAAGAUAUUUGAUGCUACUGCCGGACCGUUCCCAUUCCUGCCUCAGAAAGUGUAUCAUUUCGCAGCGGAAAGCUUUAUCAAUACGCCGGCAGCAGUCCAAGACCAGGCCUUGGCAUGGCUGGAGAUACUGACCACUGUGGAAGUUCCUAUCCCGAUGAAAGAAUUGCUCACAAUGUUUCGCAAUGGUGUGGAAUCAUUUCAAACCGAAAUUCUGAUGCCAGACAUAUGUAAUUACAAUGGGGAUCAGGAUCCACACGAUGAAGUGAAUCAAUCCCAGUCAAAACAGAAUGGGACGCAACAACAUCCACUGACAGCAGACCAUUCGGUGAGACAGCAUACACAUGAGGCAGACAACAACAACAACCACGGCCAAAGUAACAAUCAUCCGACAGACAGCUUUCUCCAUGACGGAAACAUACUCCAGCGGCGUCGUCUGACCAGUCCACCACAAUCCGAUGAGGAUCAAACACAAGACGAAGCGAAAAACCUAUUGUCCGGAACAGCAACGUUACCAAAAAAACUGACCAAGAGGUCGCGUAAACUUGCCUUACAGAAACAUGCUAGUGAUGGCGCUGAAAUUCCGGAGGCCAGCCCCAUUCCUGAGCAUCUGAGUGGAUGUCCUAUAGAAAGAAAUGCUAUACAGGAUAAUCCCAGGUCCCAGCCACCACAGCCUUCGGCUACCAUUCGGUCUGAACGUUCGAAAGGUACAGCAACUGAGUACAGAGCAACAGCAUGUUUGACCCAGAUGCUAAACGUUGCUUAUCGACAGCUAAAAAUUCAGGAUCCUCUCGGUCAUACAAAACUAACUCAAGAGACCCCGCAACUGUUAUUUGGACUACUUGGAGAGAUGCUUCAAGUUUAUUGGGGCUACAGUGAUACAGUUCCUCAAAGAGGGCUCAAGACCAUGUAUUGUGAAGGACUUGAGUCGUGUAUAUUUCCCCCGAUAAAAGAAGCAACGUUUUUGCGGUCAGCCGAAGAGGAAGAAACUUCCAGUAGAUCUGAAUGCAUUCACUGCUUGGAUAUUUUAUCGCUGUUGAAUUACACCAACCUCAUUUGUCAACAUCUUGUACCAGUACGACCAUCACCGAAGUCCAGCGUAGAUUGCACACCCGAAGCCCUUACGCAGACCGCAGAGUUAUCCGAGCAAAAGGAUUGGAGAUCAUCUAGUGUAGAAGGUUCGGGGAAAAAGAAACUAGCGAAGGAGUUUACAGUUUCGUGCGAUCUUCCUGACACUUCCUACGUCAACAUGAUGCCACCACUGAUACGGUUUGUGUAUUUAUUGCUUCAAUUUAUUCGGAGACCACCCGGUGUUUCAUCAAACGAAUAUGAACUAGAGAGUAACUCCUCGGUACUGGAGCCGCAAUGCACACAAGAUCCUAUCGCUUUGCAGUGUGUAAUUGAGUGCCUGGUCUACUUAUGCCACUUAGGCAAAGUAUUGCAGAAUUCAAUCGCAAACGCCAAAAAGAAUAUGAUGAGCCCAACUGUGGGAUCCACAUUGCUGGGGAGCGGUGAACAACAACAAGCUUCCGGGGUCCGCGGACAUUUCCCGGGAAAAGCCCCAACUCAAAUUGCUGCCGGAUCGCAGAUGUCCAGUGGAGCGGGCUUAAAGGACUGUGCAGCCACUCCGCAAGCGCAGUUGAACUUCAUAUUUUAUCUUAUUCACUGUCAUUUGAUACCGAGUUUGUGGAGUAUGCUGAAGUCCGACUUGUCCCAGGUGUCCAGUUGGGUCGUACCGUUGUUGUUGCACUGCGUCACACUUCCGGGGGGGUCAACAGUGCUCUGGCGCAUUAUUGAAGAUGAAUUCGCACAUAUUGACUGGCGGAUACGCUUCGAUGCCAUUGAAAAGGCUGCAGUUAUGCUACGCGAGUUGGAUCAUCAAGUGCUAAAUCAGGGCUUCAGCAAUGCUGCUGGCGUGAAAAUCGCCAGCCUCCUCUCUGGCGGAAUCACAGUCAAUGCGAGUGGUGUACAUCUUUUCACACGUAGCGUAUCGGCUGCGGGUGCUCGCUCACGUACUACAGGCGGGAGAAUGAAUACAACCAAAGGUUUUGUUGCAUUGAAUCGAGCCCAUGGAGGAGGCGUUAUGAGCACGGAGGGAAUGAUAGACUCAACAACUUCGCCAAAUGAAAAUCCGUUCAUUCGAACGGCUGUGGCCCACGCCCUCUGUCGUCUGAUUGAAUCCUUGGAUGAUCAUAAUCCAAUAAUAGCUCAAUCUGCUGCAAAACACUUGGCCUCCCUGAACAAUAUGGCGUUGACGUGCGGCGUUCAAUGCCUGGAGUUCCAGUUCGAUACGGUAGUCGCGGAUCGGUGCUUGAUUCUCCAAAGGAUGCAUCAAUUGAGCUGUGCCUUGCCAAACCGACAAGUGUUUACCUGGGAUUUCUUCGUCAAUCGAUUCGGUUUGUUGGCUCUGCAUGCGCAACUGAACUUGUCUGGGAAGCAAGAGAUUGAUGCAGUUAUGGAUAUCAAUGGCUAUCAUCGAAACAGUCAACACUUUCAGACACAGUUUGACAGGGCUUGUUUCGCGCUGUCAGCAAGCUCCGCACUGAGGGCCAUUAGCAAGCCCAAUGGAUUUGGUAAUUCUCGUUUCAAGAUGGUCGCAAACAUUGCGGAACCCCCAGCUCAGCUGUCUCAUCCGAAUGCAGUCCGACACGCACACUCGGAACUGCCAACCUUCGUGCAUGAGCCCACAACUGCGGUCAAAAGUCAAGACAUUUCUACAGGUUUGCAAGGACAACAGUCUGUCAAGGUGCUGGACAAUCUCAGAUCUCACACUUACCGCAGGUCCCGGAUGUCCAUCUCACCGCUAGUCGGAUUCUUCCCAAAUAUGCACUCUGGCGUUGAGUUCAUGGAUACCAGCAGUAAAGUUCUGUCUAACAUCCGGUCCGCCUUGGAGCAGAAUGGAAGUGAACGAGAUACAUUACAUCAGUGGGUUCGACUUCUGCUUGAAUUCAUGGCCACUGUUCCGUACGAUCAUCGUCUGGACGAUUGUAUCGGCGUUGGUACCGCUGCGAGCGAUGUGGGAGCGAGCAGCGCCGGGUCUGGCUUUACCGAGGCUGUCAGUGGUACUGAAGGAACUGGCGGAGGCAGACACCAAGCAAAUGCCACUUCUAAGGAAGAAAUGCGCGAUAGACGGGCGCUAUACAGAGCUGAACAACACAUUGCCUUUUUGCUGGGUUAUGUGGAUGGAGCAUUCAGCAUCCCACCACACAAGAUGAGAGCUUCAACCGCUUUUCACUCUUUUCUUGCCCAUGUGAGUGGAGUUUUGGAUCGCAACUUCAGCAUGGGUUCAAACAUCUUACAUCAAACUUUGGCUGUGCUACAAUUUUGUGCGUCACCCCAACGAUACGCUACUGAUACGCAACCACCUACCUUCACACUGAGACUACUGGAGCCCCAGCUGCGAAUGUAUUGGUUACGAACAUUGGCUGUGAUUUUGUACAAGUAUGAAUACAGUGAUUUUGGCGGAGCUGCUACUGGGGGGUUUACAGGAACCGCGGGAAUGGGGACUUCUCACCUUACCACCUCACUGAAUCACACCGGUUUAACAGGCGGUGCAUCAACAACUGAUUGCACCAGUGGACCGCCUAGAUUGAGGAAAACAAGUUCUGAAGCAAACCUGCUAGAUCAAGGGCAGGCUAGUCGAUCAGUUUGCGAUGGAGGACACGCGGUACUCGGGAUCAACCUCUCCAGUGGGCAUGGGGAUGCAACGACGAAUGUCCCCACUCUUAGUGGAGGAUCUGCUUCUCCACCAAGAAGUGGACACUACAUGGCUGGAACAGCUGCGCUCACUAACUUACCGUCUGGAGGAACUCGUGGCCUUAUUGAAUAUCUCAUCCGAAUUGUCUUGAACACGCUUGACGCUCAUGUGCACGUCUGUCGUGAUCGAAAGGAAGACGAACCGUAUGAACAACCCACGUCUCCUCUCAGACUCCGAGGAGUGAGCACUGUGAGCGGGGACUUUAACACGAUCGUUGAGAAGGACACGCCGCCAGCCAGUCCAGGCAAGGUGAGUCAAGAAGCGGACGAAGAGAUCGUCAUGCCGGGAGUCACAGUCACCCCUGUCGACUCAGGAGAACGACCGAUACAAGAAGAAGGACGGAGACAGAUAGAGGUAGGAGAAGACGAACCGAGUGAUUAUCGAUUACAGUGCUUCACCGAUAGCGCUGACCCGGAGUCAACGCAGGAAGUUCCUUCGGGAUUAAAGAGCUUGAAGGUAGCUUCCCAACACCAAACUCUUAUGGCACCAAGUUCCCAGAAUACCAAAUACAGGGCUGGUUGGAAGACCGUCAGCAGUGCCAUACCAGAUGCCAACUGGAACGAAGGAGCUAAGGGUAUCGGAAAGCAGGCGUAUGGAAUCAAUCCAACACCGAGUACAGAAAUCAGUGAUUUGAUGCCGCAGUCAAUACCAUCCACUCUUUCCGUGUAUGAACAGACAAUACUUGCACCCGUGCUGAACGACGGUGCGGAAAUACACGCGGUACACAAUGGAAGUAUUACAGAGGCUACCUCAUCUCUUCAAACCGGCGGAGUGGUCGGUUCACGUGCAUUGGCUCAAAGCAAAGUGGGUAGAAAAGGUGCGCUACGCUUCCAGAAACAUCAUCCAAUAGAUAUUCAAUAUGAAGAAGAUGCGGAUUCAGAGAAUACAGAAGGCAUUAUAGCAAACCAACUCCUCUGCUCAGUGGAUCCUACUCACAUUUCGGCUAUCUCGGACUCCACGGACAAAGAACACCAUCAACUGGAAACAGAUGAACCAGAUUUCCCUGCUGAAUUCCAAGAUUCAGUAGGAAAGCAAAUGCGUUCGUCGAAAGCAUUGAAAAUCGUGGCAAAUUCCGAUUUGAUUACACGCACAUCCAACCUGUGCAGAACAGAGAGGAAGAAGCUGAAGCCAUCUAAAGACUGCGCAACACUGCAGCCAACCUCACAAUCCAGUAGUGCCACGGUUGCGGCUGCGACAGUGGCUCUGAAUACCGAGCGCUGUGCCUGGUGCAACCAGUUACUCGAACGUUAUGAUGAAUCAACGCUGGGAUUGGGAAUCAUUUGCUUGGCGACAUUCGUUCAUCAGGAACCAGCUUUAGCAGCGCCAUUUUUAAGAGAAAUGAUGUUAAUAAUGACGCGCUUGGCAAACACCCCUCUCUAUUCAUGGCAGUCGACAGCCCCUCACGUGAUCGUGCCUGGAAACGUUUCAAGCAUCGCUCGACAAUUCUUACGAUGCACAAUGUAUAAUUUGGCCCCGAACGGACUAUUCCUCCAGUUAUUCCAAACAGCAAUCCCUGAUGAACACUUUUUCAGGUGCAUCAUUAGCGUGCUGGUGGAUUUUGAAGAACACAUGUCGUUCUUUGAGCCGAUCUUACUAGUAUUGGAACCACUGAACAAACGGAAAUCCCUGCCUACUGAUUCACUGCCUACAUUACUUGAGAACUUGGCCAAUUAUUUGGAACACUUACCAAAUUUGACUGAUGACACAAAGAUCAACCACUUUAUCGCCACCGGAUGGAGUGAGAUUAUUGGCCCACUGGAGCUGUUCCUUCGCAAACUGGUCUGCGUGAACCCGGUGCCGGCCAACCUAGACACUUCUGUGCGUAUAAUGACUUACAUACUGCGGUCCCCAGUGGCUUCAAAUUUCAAGACUCUUCCAGACACAUUUGCGGCUUUGUUGCGUAUUAUCGUGGGGAACGUGACAUUCAGACUCUGUGGUGUGAUUGAGCUGUGCUCGCUCAGCAAUCGAACACUAAAGGAACGAACAAAGUCACAGUUGAGCAAAGCAAUGGUGGAACUAUUUCUACAAUACAUCAAGUUCCGAAUCAGCCUCCCGGACGAAAAUCUUAUGAAAUUGCUACAGUUCAUUUUGUUGGAUGCUGGUGGAACGGCUGAACCCAACCAAGUGGUUGAUGGCUUGACCUCAUUGUUUAAUCCACAAACCUACCACCUGUUCGCUACGGGAGCUUCAGAACUUAUGCGUCCUCAUCUGACUGACUGCAUCACAUUUAUCUCAGACGUCCACACGAUAAACAAGGUGAAGCAGGCACAAAAGUCGGCUGCCCAGCUCAAGGUGAAUAGUUUCGGAACGAGUGCAGGCAGUGGACCUACCGCGGUCAGCGUUUCCGCAAAUCCCAAACUGUCCGCCAAUCUGAGCCCAUCUGCCGUCCCGCAUAACACGGCAGGGGGUCUGCUUAGUUCUGGACUUUCAACAAGCGCACAUGGUGGUCUAAACGUCGGGAGCCAAACAGGUGGACUUAGCACUGCAAUCGGAUUGGCCACCACCCUACCGAGCAUACACGAAGAUGUGUUGGGAGCUCACUUAAAAUCAGGUGUUGCACAAUAUGUUGCCCUGGAGUUAUCGCGGUCAAGUAAUUGCAACGACCAAGAUGUGCUGUCUAUACUUGCUCCAGGUUUAAUAGCGGACAUAAGGCCGAUGAAAAGUGCAGGAUUUGUGACAAGUCACGCGUCGAAUCGAGUAAGGACUACAACGACUUGUGCGGGGCCUUCGGCGCCAACUGUUGGUAUGUUGACAAGCCAUCAGGGAACUGAAACAGAUCCAGCUAAAAAUACUCGACUUUCUGGUAGCAUCACAUCCAAAAAAAGCGAAGACAGCGACCGGAGAGAUAAAACGGCUCAUCGGAAUACGGAUACGACUGUAAUAGUAAUCACACCUUCAGUAGAUCCCCCGGAAUCCCCAUCGGGUAACACAGAAGCCGAUGCAAAGCGAAGCCUAAGGGGGAGCUUUUCGGUUUCUGCGAACAGCAUAACCACCCCCAGCAGUUUGUCUCCAAGAGGAAAUACUUCCAAUUCUUCCAUCGUUUAUCCACAGUCAACCGGCUACGGGGGGACAACAUUGUCAAUGACGGAGAACCUGACGUUACCGCCAGGGUCACCAAGCACAAUCUCCCCAAAAAUGGGAGCAUACAACCACAUGACGCCGGCAACCACCUUAUCUCAAACUUCGCAGCUAGAUGCCCCAGUUUUGCAUAUACUACCGUGGCUCAAAUCGAUUCCUCCGUCCUCUCAGUUGGGCCCUCGCGAUUUCCUAGUCAUGGUUGAAAGGGCUCGCACUAUUUCCUGGCUUUUGCUCGGUGCUACCAUGAACAUGGCCUUGACUCGUGAGGCCACUGGACUGGCUUGUCGACCGAUCCCUUUUGUCCUCGUCCGUGCGGUGGCCGAUCUGGUAAAAGCGUUGUUGAGCAGUUUCCCAGAGCAGCAGAAACAAUCUGUUACUGUGAUGUCAUCAUUGUACCACGUUUUCCUUUUGUGUCAACUUUGGACAGUGUACUGUGAAGCAGCUGCCAGCCUCGCUCCACUUCACUCCACACAACACAAAGUGGCGAUCGCAACAGCCAUGGACUUUUGGACCCGGGUGAUGCCCACGGUACUACGCCUUUUGUCCAUCUCGGAAGAUUUCAUAGUUGUCAGUGGGAGAUUGCUGUCGGUGAUCGAAGAACUCCUGGAGUGCCAAUGCUCGACAGUAACAAAAUUCAUACCAAUCUGGAUUCCAAUGCUGUGCGGAAGACAAAGGCAGCUGCCGGGAAAUAUGCUGAAACGUUUACAGAAAAUUAUAGAGUGGGCGGCCCCAGAGCCAUGUACACGUAUGCUGCUGCUCUUGUCCAUUUCGGAGGCGAACGAUCAACCACCGAGGAAUACAAUGAGCAGUGAACAUCCCGAAUCAGAGCCAGAAAAGUUAGAGAAAAUCCGGUUACACACGACGACUCCCUCACUUCCAGGUUUGUCGACGUCAUCGCUCACGAUGUGUCAAGCAAAUGCGCUGAUGGGUUGUAAUCCAAUACCAAAAGUGGCGCGAGGACUGGCGGAGGAGGAAGGUGCUUCCGGGGCCAUCCAGUGUGCAGGACAUGCACUGGCAUCAAAUGCACCAUAUGGAAACGUCGGAAUUGGCACAGGGGUCGGGAUAGGCGCAGGUGCAUUAGGCACCGAUUUACUGACAAGCCGACUUGUGGCCUGGCUAAAAAAGCACAUAUUCGUGCUUGGUCGCAAUGAGGAUCAACAUUCCACAGCCACACACAUAUUUGUGCACUAGAACGGCUCAUAAAAAAUACAAAAGAAAACUGCAGGAGUGGGUGCCACCAGGUUUUACUACCCAGAACCAUGUAAUUUUGCAGUGCCAGAGUUGAAGCUACCUGUACUUGAUUUCUUAUCCAUUUACCAUUACGUUGUUUCACUUAACUGUUCCGCAAGUAGAAUAUUUCACACC